Vanessa tameamea is the source of this 626-nucleotide messenger RNA. It is a transcript of the gene CPF, whose product is annotated as pupal cuticle protein C1B-like. The coding region runs from base 44 to 475 and encodes 143 amino acids. The record is from RefSeq and is a predicted model, not a curated record. The transcript has 4 exons. NCBI's taxonomy places the organism in Eukaryota, Metazoa, Arthropoda, Insecta, Lepidoptera, Nymphalidae.
CCGUUUGAAUACCAUAUCACAUCUAAGUUCAGAAACAUUAACAAUGAUGUUAAAGGUAUUAUUGUUAGCGUACGUGGCCGCGGCUGUUCAGGCCGGAGGGCUGAUUGCACCUGCCAGUUAUUACGGUUCUUAUGCCUAUGGUGGCUGGAAUCCUUACAGCUCAUAUCCAGCUCAACCAGCUAUUGCUACACAACAUUCUAAUAUAUUGAGAUCACCGUUUAACUUGGGGCAGGUGUCGACCUACACCAAGGCCGUAGAUACUCCAUUUUCGAGUGUGCGCAAAGCCGAUGUACGUGUAAGCAAUCCAGGCAUCGCUAUCGCUCCAACUUACCACGGCAUAGCUGCACCCUUAGUUGGCGCACCACUACCAGCUCCUAGAGUGGCUACUGGUCUUUUGGGCGUGGCUUUCUCUGCUGCACCUGCAGUUUCACACAUGACCUAUACUAAUGGACUUGGCCUGGCUUACGGAUGGUAAUUAUGGGAAAAUGAGCAUUACAAGUUCCAUAUAAUGUUAUUUUGUCUUGUUAUUUUUGUUUUGUGACUAAUUAAGGAUUCCUUUGUUUGUUAUCUGAUAGUUUUUAUUAUAAUUUAUUUUAAUUAACUAUUAAAACAAUAUAUCAAUGUAA